CUAGAAUGAGAAAACUUAAUGCAAGACAUUUGAAACUGGCAGCUUGGCGAUGACUGAAUCCACCAUCCAGAAUAUUUUCUCCUAAGACCCUUCUUUACGCGUAGGGUUCUUCUGUCUGGCGCCAAGAAACUUCCUUUUCCUUAACAUCAACCCUCUCAUUCUUUCUUUUUACUUUAGUCUUUGAUUUUGGUCUCUUUUUUACCAUUUAUGACACACUUUCUGAACACAAAAUAAUGGUCACAAUCAACAUUUUCAUGCUCAGCAACUCCAAAAAGACGUCCUUUUUGGGCUCCCUGCCUUGGAUCCUGUAAGAAGCAAAGACCCUUUUCUUGAAUCUUUGUUUGGAGCUCUAGCUCGUGUUUGCACUUGCAGGGUCAGUUUGUGAUUUUGACGCUUCAACACCUGCCUAAGCCUUUUGUUUUUGUCUGGAGUUGUUUUCUAAUUGAUUCUUGUGGUGGGGUUUGAUCUGAUUCGGUAAAAGUUGGAAGCUUUGGAGAGGGGCAGGGUUUUUUCUGGGGUUUGCUUUUGUUCUUACUUCUUUGUGUUUGAUCUUGAAGUUCUGAUUUUUGGUACGAACCCUUGGUUGGUCUUGGGAAUUCGCCUCUGGAAGGUACUGGUUGGGGUUUUCUGAGAAGGAAUUGAAGUGGGUUGGAGGUGGAUUGUGAAAAAGGAAGGUUAUUUUUCUUGGGGGUGUUUGUAGGUGAUGAAGGGAUUGAAGGGGGUUUAGUACUUUGAUGAAAUGAGAAACAUAUCAAGCACUUGGAAUGGGAGUUCAUAAACAUAUGGUUAACACAAAGAUCAGCUUUGGUGUUCUUUUGGUUCUUCUUCUUGUAGCAGCAGUCAGCUCUAUAGAAAAGAGGGAAACAGAAGAUGAUUUUGUUAGCGAGUUACUUGAUCCAGCAUCUGAAUUGUUAGAUGAGCACACGGCUAAGGUCUUAUGGAAAUAUUGUGGGGAAGGUUUAUUUCAUUUAACGAAAGAUUUUGAGGAUCAUCUGUGCCUCUCACAUGAACUGUCUGGCCUCAGCAAUAAAAUCAGUUCAGAGAUUCGACUACUAGCAGGAGAAGACAUCCAAAAAUUUAUCAAUGCUUACUGUCCUCAAUUCAAGGAGAACUUUCUUUACUGUUUAAGAAAAAAUAAUCUUCCAUUACCUGUCUCGGGGAAAGAGGAUGAUUUCAAGAUUUGGCAUGUCUCUUAUAUGGGUCCACUUUUUUCCAGAUCCAGUGUUCCAGAAACAAAUUUUGCUCGUGUUUUGCUCCAGCACAUAUCAGAACCACCUAGUUCAGGCCCUGCGGUUGGAUCACCUACACCCAGUUUAACACCAUCUCCUGAACCCAGUUUAGCACCAUCAUCUGAACCCAGUCUGGCCCCAUCACCUCUUGCUCCAACGCCUCUAGUUCCCAGACCUCUGCAACCUUCUUUCCCACCAUCAUCUUUUUUCCCAAAAUUGACACCACCAUCAUCAACUUCAGAUAUUUCGGCUCCUCCACUUUCUGACGUUAGCAAUCAGGAAGAUGGACAUAGUAAUAAAAAAAAAGUUGUUCUUGCUGUGGUUAUAACUGCAUUGGUGACAUUUAUAGCUGCAGCACUGCUCUUUUUAUGCUGUAGUCGGUAUCGUAAGACUGGCCAUGUUAGACUAAAUGAUGAUAGGCCCCUCCUCAGCUUGAGCAUGAGUGACUAUUCCGUUGGUCCUUCCAGUUAUUCUUUCGGAAAUUCAAUAAAAGGGGAGAAACCUGGGUUUCAGUCAUCAAGUAAUAGUUUGGUAGACAAUAAGAAGUACUCAGUGCAGGAAAGUCAAUCAAUAGGAGCUCUUAAUGCUGCUAUCGGAUUACCAUUUGAACUGAAACCUCCUCCUGGGAGGGUGGGGACCAUCCCUUCUGGAAUGCCUCCUUUAAAACCUCCUCCAGGCAGGUUAAGCCCCCUUCCACCUGAGCCGCCUUCAUUUAGGCCUACUGGUAAUACUGCUCCGGCUGCUACUACUGCCGUUGUUGCUGCUGCUGCAGCUCCUCAUCCUCCUCCUUCCCCUCAGCGGCCUGCUAUUAGUAGCACUCCACCACCACCUCGAGCACCAGCUGCUGCCAAACCUGGCCCCCCUCCACCGCCGCCAGCACCAGCUUCUACCAGACCUGGUCCUCCUCCCCCCCCGCCACCAGCACCAGCUUCUACCAGACCUGGUCCUCCUCCACCACCGCCACCAGCACCAGCUUCUACCAGACCUGGUCCUCCUCCACCACCGCCACCAGCACCAGCUUCUACCAGACCUGGUCCUCCUCCACCACCUCCAGCACCAGCUGGUGCCAAACACGGUCCUCCUCCACCACCACUCCCAGCACCAGCUGGUGCCAAACCUGGUCCUCGUCCACCACCACCUCCUAUGGGUGGCAUACCUCCUCCUCGAGCUCCUCCACCUUUUGGCUCCAAGAUGGCUCGGCCUUUAGCUAGUGGAUCAGUAGCUGCAGUUGAAGCUGGUGUAGGUGAAGCUGAUGCACCCAAAGCCAAGCUAAAGCCCUUCUUCUGGGAUAAGGUUCAAGCAAACCCAGAUCAAUCAAUGGUUUGGAAUCAAAUCAAAUCAGGAUCAUUCCAGUUUAAUGAAGAGAUGAUAGAGACACUUUUUGGCUAUAAUGCUGUGGAUAAGAACAAUGGUCAAAGACAGAAAGAAUCUUCCUCCCAAGACCCUUCACCUCAGUUUAUCCAGGUUAUUGAUAAAAAGAAAGCACAAAAUUUAUUGAUUCUGUUGCGAGCAUUGAACAUGACAAGGGAAGAAGUUUGUGAUGCACUUUAUGAAGGACAUGAACUGCCCUCAGAAUUCCUUCAAACCUUGCUGAAGAUGGCACCGACAUCAGAUGAAGAACUUAAGCUUAGACUUUUUAGUGGUGAUCUAUCUCAACUUGGUCCUGCUGACCAGUUCCUGAAGGCCAUGGUUGACAUUCCAUUUGCAUUUAAGCGAAUGGAAGCUCUGCUUUUCAUGGGCACAUUUAAAGAGGAGCUUGCAACUACUAUGGAGUCUUUUGCCAUUUUAGAGGUUGCUUGUAAGGAGCUAAGAAGCAGCCGGCUGUUUCUCAAGCUUCUUGAAGCUGUUCUCAAAACUGGCAACCGAAUGAACGAUGGAACAUUCCGUGGUGGUGCACAAGCAUUUAAACUUGAUACACUUCUCAAACUAUCUGAUGUAAAAGGAACAGAUGGCAAGACUACACUCUUACACUUUGUUGUUCUAGAGAUUAUCCGCUCUGAGGGCGCAAAAGCCGUCCGAAAGGCAAAAUCAGAUGAUCUUCACGAUAGUACUCAAGAAACAGAAGAUCGCUUCCAUGAAAUCGGUCUUCAAGUGGUUUCACGCCUGAGCAGUGAACUUGAGAAUGUAAAAAAAGCAGCAGUUAUAGAUGCUGACAGCUUAACAGGAACCACUGCUAAACUUGGCCAUGGUCUCGUUAAGAUACGAGAUUUGGUAAACAAAACCAUGAAGAAUGUGGAGGAAGAUAGGGGGUUUUGUGAGACAGUGAAAAGUUUUGUGCAGGAUGCUGAGGCUGAUGUUAUGAAACUACUGGAAGAGGAGAAGAAGAUCACGGCAUUGGUGAAGAGCACUGGUGAUUACUAUUAUGGGAAUACUGGGAAGGAUGAAGGCAUACGGUUGUUCGUGGUAGUGCGAGACUUCUUAGUGAUGGUGGAUAAGGUAUGCAAGGAGGUGAGAGAUACACAGAAGAAAGCAGCAAAAACUCAAAAACAAGAGACCCCUCGAGGGGCAUCUUCCUCAGAAACGCGUCCACCACCUGAUUUUCGUCAACGGCUUUUUCCGGCGAUUGCUGAAAGGAGGAUUGGUGACUUAAGUUCAGAUGAUGAGAGUCCAUAGGUUCAAGUUGAAAGUGGGGAUGGUUACAUAUGUUUCUUCAUGAAUGGUGGAAGUGGCAUGGUUUUAACACUUCUCAAACUAAAAUGUCACAUGUACAGACCUGGCUGGAGCUGUCAUCAAGCAAUGCAAUUGCUUCCUAUCAUCAUUGUUGUGCCCCCAUUGGGGAAUUAGCUUCAUAGUUUGAGAUAGCCACUUCUGGAACUGUAGUUGUGUAGAAUCUUAUUUUUUGUCUUUCAUAAUUCUUUAUUCAAAUUAAUAUAUUUUUUUGGGCCAGAAUGUAGCAUGAUACUUUUUUUUCUUCUUAUGAAUUUAGAAUUACAUUUUUGGUUAUC
Cajanus cajan (pigeon pea) is the source of this 4174-nucleotide messenger RNA. RefSeq lists its product as uncharacterized. Gene Ontology annotation, molecular function: actin filament binding. Gene Ontology annotation, biological process: actin cytoskeleton organization; actin nucleation. Lineage: Eukaryota; Viridiplantae; Streptophyta; Magnoliopsida; Fabales; Fabaceae. The record is from RefSeq and is a predicted model, not a curated record.